Molecule: messenger RNA, 1392 nt
Organism: Pediculus humanus corporis (human body louse)
Lineage: Eukaryota; Metazoa; Arthropoda; Insecta; Psocodea; Pediculidae
Product: Phosphatidylinositol-3,4,5-trisphosphate 3-phosphatase PTEN, putative
Exons: 5
Coding region: 1-1392 (463 amino acids)
Biological process (GO): cell motility; negative regulation of cell population proliferation; phosphatidylinositol dephosphorylation
Cellular component (GO): cell projection; nucleus; cytosol
Molecular function (GO): protein tyrosine phosphatase activity; phosphatidylinositol-3,4,5-trisphosphate 3-phosphatase activity
Source: RefSeq, a predicted model, not a curated record
AUGGGUUUCCCAGCAGAAAAAUUAGAAGGUGUAUAUAGAAAUCACAUUGAUGAUGUUGUAAAAUUAUUGGAAUCAAAACAUAAAGAUCAUUACAAAAUAUAUAAUUUAUGUUCGGAAAGGAAAUAUGACAUUCAUAAAUUUCAGUCCAGGGUUGCAAAUUAUCCUUUCGACGAUCAUAAUCCUCCACAAAUUGAAUUAAUCAGACCAUUUUGUGCAGAUGUACAUGAUUGGCUUAGUCAGGACAAAAAAAAUGUUGCAGCUGUUCAUUGCAAAGCUGGUAAAGGAAGAACUGGAGUUAUGGUUUGUUGUUACAUGCUACACAGUAAGCAAUUUUUAAAAGCAGAAGAUGCACUUAGUUAUUAUGGGCAAAUGAGAACUCAUGAUAGAAAGGGUGUAACCAUUCCAAGUCAAAGGCGAUAUGUUGGAUAUUGUGCUGAUCUCAUAAGGGAGGAGCUUGAAUAUAAAGCGACAACAAUAGUCAUAAAAGAGAUUAGGUUAGAUCCUCUUCCUCUUGCUUUUAAUGGAGGGCAAGGUUGCCUGCAGUUUGUGAUCUCAAAUUCAAAGGGAAAAAUAUACAGCUCCCCGAUUCAUGAAGUUAAAAAAGGUGCCACUCAAAUGAUACUACCUAUACAGCGAUACAUCGCAUUGACUGGAGAUAUUAAAGUAGAAUUUUUUAAUAAGCCCAAAAUGAAAAGAAAAGAAAAAAUGUUCCACUUUUGGUUUAAUACCUUCUUUGUCAGGGAAGAAGUAGAGCACUUUGACACUUACAUAAUUAAUGGCAAUGAAGAAAUUAAUAUGAACACGACAACAGUACAAAAUUCUGAGAAUAGAGCGAAUAGAGCGUUAAGUUAUGAUGAGCAAAGUAAAACUCCGCAAAUAAAAACGAGUAGGACCAAUUCAUUAACAACAUCAAGCAUUUUAAAUUCCACUUCAAUCAAUGUAGGAACUGGAGGUAGCAGCCCCAUUGGAACAAUAUCAACCGUUGCAGCAGCCACAAUUCAAAGUUCAACACAAUCACCAAUUAACGAUGGAACAAAUAAUGCUGUAACGAUUAAAAACAAUUCGGCUAAUUCUUUAUCAUUGAAUGCGAAUGAUAAAGCUUCUGGAAAUAUGGAAAAGGAAAAAAUGAUCUUAUUAAGGCUUAAUAAAUCAGAACUCGAUGAUGCUCAUAAAGAUAAACAGAAUAAACUUUAUAGUCCUAAUUUUCAAGUGAGCUUGUAUUUUCAUAACGUGCCUGCAACUAGUUUGCCACGAACAAUGGAAACCAGCUCAGCUCCUCAAACUCAGUUUCAAGACACUCCUAGUGAAUCAUCUGAAGCUGAAUCGAGUGAUUCGUCCACUGCUGAAGAAGAAGAAGAAGAGGAAGAAGAUUGGGAAUCUGGGUUAUCGUGA